This is a messenger RNA of Paramacrobiotus metropolitanus, 1707 nucleotides long. RefSeq names its product EKC/KEOPS complex subunit TP53RK-like. Gene Ontology annotation, cellular component: cytosol; nucleus; EKC/KEOPS complex. The record is from RefSeq and is a predicted model, not a curated record. Bases 412 to 1095 code for a protein of 227 amino acids. Lineage: Eukaryota; Metazoa; Tardigrada; Eutardigrada; Parachela; Macrobiotidae. The transcript is spliced from 3 exons. Gene Ontology annotation, biological process: protein phosphorylation. Gene Ontology annotation, molecular function: protein serine/threonine kinase activity; ATP binding.
UUCUGUAAGAAUACGCGUACAGUACUUACUGCAAUUUUAUUUCGAUUGCAUGGCAUCCAAUACCUACUCUUUCGGGAGUCUUCCUUAACUAUUUUUCCAUUUUUCAAACAGUCUUUCAUGAGCUAUAUUUAAGUAGAAUAGUUUUAAAUUUAUCCUAACCGCAUGUUUCGCUUAAAAAUAUCGAAAAACUUCUUUCAUCGAAAUAACACACACUCUUGACACUGUAUCUGUUUCAAGAGAGAGAUAACGACAGAACGCUGUUACGAGUGAUUGAAUGGGGUGCAGUUGCUGAGUUGAUUUCAGAGCUUGAUACCAUCUUGCGUUUAUGCCGUUUUGCCUAGAUUUUACCAAUAUAGAGUACAGUAUACUACUGACUAGUGAGUGUAGUAAUCGAAAAGUUUGUCAGUAGAAAUGGAAAAUCUGUCAGAGUUUGAGUUAUGGAAGCAGGGUGCCGAAGCGAAAGUUUAUCUGGGUGACUUUUUCGGGCAGCCUGUAAUUGUCAAGGAACGUUUCCCGAAGAAAUAUCGUCAUCCCGCUUUGGAUCAGAACCUCACCCAGGACAGAUUCAAAUCGGAGGCGCGCAUGUUGGUGCGGUGUAAAGCUGCAGGUAUUAAGACUCCGACCGUGUACUACGCCGAUUACAUAUCGUGUCGGCUGUGUCUAGAAUAUUUUCCCGGAUCCGCGACAGCAAAAGAUUUCAUAAAUGAGAAACUGCUGAUGAACGAUGAGCGUAGUCGUGAUUUAUUGAAUAAACUGAUGGCAUUGAUUGGUAGUAAUGUCGCACGACUCCAUGAUAAUGAUAUCAUCCACGGCGACCUGACCACCUCCAAUCUGAUUCUGCGGGAACCACAUGAUGAUCUCGAUUUGUACUUUAUUGAUUUUGGUUUGGGAUACGUGAGUAAAAGUCCCGAAGAUAAAAGUGUCGAUUUAUACGUUCUGGAAAGAGCCUUCCUGAGUACACAUCCAGGUACGGAAGAGCUGUUUGCGCUGUUGUUGAGAACUUAUCUGGAUAAAUCUACCCGAGAUGGAAAGGAGAUCGCUGCUAAAUUUUAUGAAGUUCGUCUGCGGGGAAGAAAGCGAGUGAUGAUUGGAUAAUGGGCUCUCUGCAUUCGAUUUAGGAAAUUCGCACCAAUACGCUUCGCUAUUAUUGUCAUCAAGGCUUUCGUGUCGGCUUCUGAUGCGGCCAACCACAAAUUUGGAAGAAAGCACCUACAAUACGCAACAGUGAAUUCACGGUAUGUAUAGACUUCCAUUCGGGCUGGUUGCUGCGUUGGUUCUUACCACCGCUUCAUUUUGCGUGGAUCUCCUGCUCCUUCGGGCAACCGGAUGAUCUUGUUCUGUGCAUAAUGGACAGGGUGAUUGGUGAUGAUAAUGAAAUUUACAACUGUGUGGUUGGUAUGUACCAAAAUUACCAAAGAGUUGUCUAUAUCUUGAGAAGAGUAUUUCUUUACUGUAUCAACUUAAACGUCCUAUUUUUCGUUAAUGCAAGUCAUGAUUAUUUUUUUAUUAAAAUCUUUGGUUACCAGAAGGUCUGGCGUCGGUGGCACUCGACUGCUCCGAUUCACUGAUUAAAUCCCGCUGUCUUUGUAAGUGGUUCACUGCCAUAGCAGGUCCACCAACCGCAAUGCAGUCGCCCUGAAAAUAUAACGAUUAACCUUGUGAAGCAGUUCUAUUAUUCUUAUAAUGACAAAAUAAAGAAAAAGUUUU